Molecule: messenger RNA, 970 nt
Organism: Tarenaya hassleriana
Lineage: Eukaryota; Viridiplantae; Streptophyta; Magnoliopsida; Brassicales; Cleomaceae
Product: LOB domain-containing protein 39
Exons: 3
Coding region: 1-711 (236 amino acids)
Biological process (GO): regulation of gene expression
Source: RefSeq, a predicted model, not a curated record
AUGUGCACCCCACGCCACGAGUGUGAAUCCAAUGAGUUGCAAUGCAUCCUCCGUCCAUGCCUUCAGUGGAUCGAAUCCGCUGAGGCUCAGGGCCACGCCACCGUCUUCGUCGCCAAGUUCUUCGGCCGCGCCGGUCUCAUGUCCUUCAUCUCCUCCGUCCCCGAUUCUCAACGCCCUGCUCUGUUUCAGUCGUUACUCUUCGAGGCCUGUGGGAGGACGGUGAACCCCGUGAACGGCGCGGUGGGGCUGCUGUGGACCGGAAACUGGCACGUCUGCCAGGCGGCGAUGGAGACAGUCCUCCGCGGUGGAUCCUUGCGGCCGAUCCCGGAGCUUCUCUCCACUGGAUCUCCUCCACCGUUCAUGGCCACCGACCAGGCUUCCAAAAUCAGUACAUCCAUGUGGCGGUUGCCGCGUAAGGAUGGUUCGACGGACGAUAACCCUAGCCACCACUGUCGCUUCUCCAGAUCCAAGGCGGCGACGGAGAAACGGAAGCGGCAGAAGCCGGAUCAGCCUGCUGGUUCGAAUCUGGAUCUCCAUCUGAACCACGGGCUCCCUUCGGCGGCGCCGUGCAAGGAGGUGAUAACCGGCGAUCGGCCGGGAACUCCGUCGAUGAUAUCGGAGGAGUCGGUAACGACGUCGUGUUGGGACGGUGGGUUCGGUGAUCAGUACGGCAACGGAGGAGAGAGGAAGCUACUGAAUCUGUUUGUUUAAAAACCGACGGUGUUUUCUUCAUCUCAUUAUCUUCUUUUAUUCUCCGGGCCAUAAAUUUUGGUUUUUGUUUUUGUGUGGGAACGAUUUUUAGUUCCUCUUUCUAUAUAUAUAUAUAUAUAUCCGGUUAAAUUUGAGACACUUAUGAUGUAGAAUGACCGGCUAAUUCAUGAUUUCUCCCUUUGAUUAUCGUCGUAAUCAGAGAUUUGAGAAAAAUGAUAAAUUUGCCGGUUUUAAAACUAAUUAUAUUUAUAAAAUUCUA